AUGGCAAGUUCCUUGCUUCCACCUAUCCAAGGUGUGACCUCUUUAUCCACACUCGAGCGAGCAUCUGUCCUCGAUGUGCUCUUCGAGCCCUGUGAUGCUCUGCACACUCUGUCACUCGACCUUCUUCACACCGAGCUUUUUCCGUCAUAUAAUGAUCUCAUAGUCAGCGUGGGAAAGCAAUUGACAGACUUGGCGGAAAGUCCAUCGACAAGUGACACAGAACAGCUCCACAAGAUUCUUGGGGCUCAUCCGAGACUCGGAGCGAAGAAAGUCGAUAGUGCUCAGUCACGGGCAGAGCAAGCCCAGUUAAAUAUCGGUGGCGAGGAAGAGGCGAUCAAGCUCAAACAUCUCAAUGAGGAAUAUGAGAAGACUUUUCCAGGGCUGAGAUAUGUUGUAUUUGUGAAUGGAAGAUCACGUCCCAUCAUCAUGGAAAAUAUGAGAUCAAGGAUAGAAAGAGGAGAUAUUAAGCUCGAGAGAGCUGAAGCUAUCAAGGCAAUGUGCGAGAUCGCAGCAGAUCGUGCAGCCAAGCUCCAACAAAAACCAUAG
This is a messenger RNA of Drepanopeziza brunnea f. sp. 'multigermtubi' MB_m1, 546 nucleotides long. RefSeq lists its product as uncharacterized. The record is from RefSeq and is a predicted model, not a curated record. NCBI's taxonomy places the organism in Eukaryota, Fungi, Ascomycota, Leotiomycetes, Helotiales, Drepanopezizaceae.